Messenger RNA from Cydia amplana, 3641 nucleotides. RefSeq names its product zinc finger protein ush (gene ush). The transcript is spliced from 3 exons. Gene Ontology annotation, cellular component: nucleus. Gene Ontology annotation, biological process: heart development; cell differentiation; negative regulation of transcription by RNA polymerase II. Gene Ontology annotation, molecular function: RNA polymerase II-specific DNA-binding transcription factor binding. NCBI's taxonomy places the organism in Eukaryota, Metazoa, Arthropoda, Insecta, Lepidoptera, Tortricidae. The coding region runs from base 481 to 2862 and encodes 793 amino acids. The record is from RefSeq and is a predicted model, not a curated record.
AGGGCGAAAUAUAGUCAUUACAAAGCUCAAGUAUGAUACUUAACCAACAUUUCCUGAUAGAGUUAGCAUAACAAUGUUCGACCCACUCCAUAAAACCCCCAUUGUCUCUGCCCUAUCUUUCAAAAAUCACCCAUAGAGACGACAUUUAUGGCGCGCAGCUUUUUUAUUUGACAUUUUAUACAAGUUUAUUCAAACAUAAUGAUAGCAUCACAGACGUUAUCUUUCUAUGCAGCGUUACCGCGAGCUCGGGUCUGAUAGCAUCUCGGGCCAGCCAAUGCUAGUUAAACCAACCUGAUAAGGAAUCGGGCGCGCUAGUGUGGGUCGCCGUGCACACACGCCAGCGCGGCGCUGUGUGCGUGGAGGGGAGUCCGCGCGGCAGCCAGUCACUCAGUUUACGCGGGAAAAGCAUGACGGUGCGAACGAAUAUUCGGUCUGUUGAAGACAAUUGUAGUGUUUAAAAGUGUUUCUGUAGCUUCUGUGAUGUUAUUGUGGCUGAGGUACCUGAAACAGCUGGAGCUGGCGUGCGCCGGUGCACCGCCAGGCGGCGCUGUCGACGUCAAAACAAUGUGUGAGGACGAGGAAUGGGGAAACGAGAGCGAGGCUAUGCCAGGAGAACCUCGCACGCCGAGCUCGGGGGGAGAGCGGGCCGCAUCGAGCGGCGGCGCGUCGCCCGCGUCGGCAUCGGCGGGCUCCCCGGCCGCCUCGCCGCCGCGCCUGCGCCUCAACACGAGCCUCGCCACUGACCCCGCGCUAGCGCCCUCCGCCACGCCCGUCAAGCGCGAGCUCCCGUCGCCCUCUCCCCCGCCGCCGCCUGCGACGACGCAAGCGCAAGCCAGGGACUACCUCGCUCUAACAGCGGCGGCGUUCCCUGCACUCUUUCCGGUCGCUCCGACCGGCUACAUGUGCCAGCCAUGCGGCAUCCGCUAUUCUUCUCUAAGCACACUGCAAGCGCACCAGGAACACUACUGUUCGAACAGGCGGCCGAAGCCUUCGGAAUCUGUGGAACCAGGCGCUGAUGCCGCAGGAGAUGAAUCCAGUAGCGAUGCGAAGACUCCGAGACGUACAGGAAAGCAAUAUGCUUGCACCUACUGCUCGUAUAGCGCUGAUAAGAAAGUCAGCCUUAAUAGACAUAUGCGCAUGCAUUCUUCAUCUCCAGUCAGCAGCGGGACCCCUGCCCCGACCCCGACUUCUAACGGGGAAGCUACCGAAGGCCAACCGUCGCCCGACCGGUACUGCACGGACUGUGAUAUAAGGUUCAGCUCGAUCCAGACGUUUAGAGCUCAUAAAACACAUUACUGUAGCACGAGACAGGUGGUGAAACCUGCUGCACCUUCAGCGAGAGGAAGUUCUGUUACCUCAGGGUCUGCGCCUCCAUCCCCUGGAGCCACACCGCCCGCUCAGAACCAAUAUGCGCUAGCCCUGCCUACUAAUCCUAUACUCAUCGUCCCGUACUCACUGCUGCGGGGCGCGAGCACCCUCCCGGGCACAACUCUACCUGAUCCAGACACACCGUGCUUUUUACUGCCAAACGGCACAUUUCAACCGCUCAGCCGGGCUAUACCAAAUAUGAAUUCAGAUGGAAAAGAUGCCGAAGUUUUAAAGUCAGCCAAUCGGCCUCGGGACUCUUUAAAAGAUGGUGGUACCCCUUUGGAUUUAAGCGUGCGGCGGACUCCUGAAUCAGUGGGUACUGAUGAGCAUGAGAAGGAAAAUAGGCUGCGAUCCGCGACGCCAGAACAGAUUGUUUGCGCACCCUCGCUUCCAGGGUCUCCAGGCACGCCGUCGCCACAGCGUCGAUCAUCAUCUCCUACUGGAGAGAGCUCACCAAAGCGCCGACGAAAAGACCCCAGAGGGCCAACGCCAAAACCCCCAAGUGUGUCCCCGCCAGAGGGCAAAUUCAUCCCUGUACCGCCUGUAAUCCUGCCGCCAGCCCUGGCCAUGCGUCUAGCCUCAGAACUGCCUCUGGCAGCCGCUUCCCCACAAGUUCUAGUCAAGCAAGGCGUGUCUAAAUGCAAAGAAUGCAACAUCGUCUUCUGCAAAUACGAGAAUUAUCGCGUGCAUAAGCAACACUACUGUAACUCGGGCGGCGACGAGCGGGUAAGCCCUGCGCCUCCGGAGCCUGGACCACCGCCUCAGUACCGCCAGCUUUACUGUUUGGCUUGUGGGAUCCACUUCAGUUCUUUAGACAACUUGGCAACGCAUCAGAGCUACUACUGCACAAAGCGCGAGACGCGCUCACCUCGGUCUGUUCCUGAGGCUCCUAGGCCCGCAUCUGGAUCGGAGGGAGGAUGGAAAUGUCCAUGCUGCGAUGUGGUAUCGCCGACAGCGGCGGCAGCGCAGCGCCAUAUGGAGGCACACGCAGGCGUCAAGGCCUUCCGCUGUACCAUCUGCCGUUAUCGCGGCAACACACUGCGCGGGAUGCGUACCCACAUACGAAUGCACUUUCCGAAGAAGCCUGCUGAUUUGCAGGAGGAGAGCUACAUAGCCUGCGUGGUCGAGGAAGACAGCCGCGAAACCACUUCCCCCGCCCCCGCCGUAGGGGAGCGCGUGCACCGCUGCAGCUCCUGCGCCUACACCUCCACCUACCGCGGCAACGUCGUCCGCCACGCCCGCCUAGUCCACGCCACCGACGAGCCAGAGCCAGAGGAAACCUCCCCCAUCCCCGCCGUCGACAUCAAAAAAGAACCGGCUGACACAGAAGAAGAAACACCCAACUACUGCAAAUCUUGCGAUAUUUCGUUCAAAUAUGUCAACACCUAUAAAGCCCAUAAGCAGUUCUAUUGCACGGCAAAUAACCAGGAUGCCGCGGCAAAUAAUAACGUGCCGGCGGCGCUGCCAACCGCGCGGGUUAACGAAGUGCUUUGAACGUUGCGUUUGAUCUGAAACUUUCUAGGGUUGAGGUGAUUAUCGUAUGGAUUAGAAUAGAAUAGACCAGUCAUAGAUAGGUCUUUGAAAUUUAAUGUAGUGUCAUUAUCGAGUAGCGACUCACUCUUGACGCAACUGUAUGUUAAAGGGAUAUUUCAAUUUGUAAUUACAUCUUUUUAACUUAUAUCAGCGUUAUUCUCUGCAGAGUUGCAACUCGAUUGCGCUUGAUUAUAAAAAUAAGUGAUCGUAUAUAAAACUUUUGGAUCUAUAUUAUAUCAUGUGCAAUAAUUGAAAUAAUCGAUAUAUUAUACUGCAUAUCUACGCCAAAUUUAACGGUUUGAAUUUAAUUUGAUUGGACAUAACGGCUUAUGUAAAUAGCUCUCAAUAUAUAGUUUUUUUUGUUAUUGUUAUGUAAAAUUAAAGUUAAUCGUGUAUGUAUUAGUUAACGUUAAAAACUACCAAAUUGUAAAUAUUAAAGUAUGUGUAAAGAUAUUAUUACAUCAUAACGAAAUUUUAUUACCAUUUGUUCUAAGCAUUUAUUAUUAAUUUGUUGUUAAUUUUGUUUAAUGUUAUUAUUAGGAAACCGAGUAUUUAAAGUCGUACUCAAUACAGGUACAUUACAUACAGUGCUAUACUAAACUAAAUAUUACAAUGGUUUCACCAAAAAUGUGACAUGAACGGCAUGAAUUUUACACAACUAUGUUAAAAGCAAUCUUAAAAGAGCAGAAGGCAGCUAUCUUCUAUCGCAAGAAAUUAUUAGAUGCAGAUAUUACUACUUA